ACCUCAUCACAUAACCAUGAGUAACCAUGACCGACUCGUGUCCCCUAUACAUUAAAAUCUCUCUCUCUCUCUCUUUCAAUUUUUUUUAAAUUUUUACCCCCUUUUUCCUCCCCAAUUUCGUUGUUUCCAAUUGGUAAUUACAGUCUUGUCUCAUCGCUGCAACUCCCGUACGGACUCGGGAGAGGCGAAGGUCGAGAGCUGUGUGUCCUCCGAAACACGACCCUGCCAAGACGCACUGCUUCUUGACACGACGUACAUCCAUCCCGGAAGUGUCGGAGGAAACACCGUAAACCUGGCGACCUGGUCAGCGUGCUCUGCGCCCGGCCCGCCACAGGAGUCGCUAGUGUGCGAUGAGAUAAAGAUGAGACAAGGAUUUCCCUGCCGGCCAAACCCUCCCUAACCCGGACGAUGCUGGGCCAAUUGUGCAUCGCCCCAUGAGCCUCCCGGUCGCGGCCGGCUGCGACAGAGCCUGGGCUCGAACCCAGAAUCUCUGGUGGCACAGCUAGACCACUGCACCACCCGGGAGGCCCCGGAGCUCUCUCUCUCAAUUUAAUUCAAUUCAAAGGGCUUUAUUGGCAUGGGAAACAUAUGUUUACAUUGCCAAAACAAGUGAAAUAGAUAAUAAACCAAAGUGAAAUAAACAAUCAUGAAUGAACAGUAAACAUUACACUAACAAAAGUUUUAAAAGAAUAGAGACAUUUCAAAUGUUAUAAUUCAAGUGCAAACAGAGUGAGCCGUGCGCCAGACUGAGUUCUGGAGGAGAAAUGGAAAUGAAUGAGGGAGAGUUAAGUGAGGUAGAAGGUGUGGUGAAGAGUUCAGAACCAGAGCCUGGCAUCAAUGGACAUGAUAAAGAAGAAUCUGGUGCAGUAGGAGUUACAUUGUUGGAGAAAGUGGAUCCAUACCUUUUGGCAGAUCCAUUAGUGGUUUCAGGGUGGGUGGGAAAGGAGUUGGGUCCAGUAGGAGUUACAUUGUUGGAGAAAGUGGAUCCAUACCUUUUGGCAGAUCCAUUAGUGGUUUCAGGGUGGGUGGGAAAGGAGUUGGGUCCAGUAGGAGUUACAUUGUUGGAGAAAGUGGAUCCAUACCUUUUGGCAGAUCCAUUAGUGGUUUCAGGGUGGGUGGGAAAGGAGUUGGGUCCAGGAGGAGUUACAUUGUUGGAGAAAGUGGAUCCAUACCUUUUGGCAGAUCCAUCUGUGGUUUCAGGGUGGGUGGGAAAGGAGUUGGGUCCAGUAGGAGUUACAUUGUUGGAGAAAGUGGAUCCAUACCUUUUGGCAGAUCCAUUAGUGUUUUCAGGGUGGGUGGGAAAGGAGUUGGGUCCAGUAGGAGUUACAUUGUUGGAGAAAGUGGAUCCAUACCUUUUGGCAGAUCCAUCUGUGGUUUCAGGGUGGGUGGGAAAGGAGUUGGGUCCAGUAGGAGUUACAUUGUUGGAGAAAGUGGAUCCAUACCUUUUGGCAAAUCCAUUAGUGUUUUCAGGGUGGGUGGGAAAGGAGUUGGGUCCAGUAGGAGUUACAUUGUUGGAGAAAGUGGAUCCAUACCUUUUGGCAGAUCCAUUAGUGGUUUCAGGGUGGGUGGGAAAGGAGUUGGGUGCAGUUGAAUCAGUGAAGGUAACCUGUAGUGGACUUGUGAUAUUUGUUUUUGUUUCUUAUGACCAGAGGGAGUGGGCGCUCCGUGUCACGCAACUUGGGUCAAGAUCUGAGGAACUGAGGAACAUGGGAAACAGAUGUUUACAUUGGUCAGGAUCUGCUUCUUGCUUUGCUCUUAGGAACACCAUUUAAAGGAGUGAUUUUUAAGGAGUUUCAGGUGCAACGUUUAUGGUUUGUAGACAAAAGGAAAGAUUUAUAUUUUAUUUUAUAGUUUACGUGAGUCAUUUAGCAGACACUCUUAUUAUUAUUUUCCAGUUUGGUCCUAAGAACAGGUUUUAGUGGUAAAAUAAAAAGGUAGACAUUUUUUGGUGCCAUUUAGGGGAAAUGUAAUUCUAAGGAUCAUUCCAGUCAGAAGAGGCUCUGUGAAGGUUCGUUUCAAUUCAUUUGCUAUGGCCUCGCUAGUGUUCCAGCUCAGACAACGUUCUUUGGCCGUUUUGACUCGUUCUAUUGUCCAGCCUACUAGGACUCAGGGGGCAGAGGCUGGGUCUAGCUCUGCUACGGGGCAGGCUACUGGAGGGGGUACCAGGAGGGAGGAGAGUAGAGCAGGACCAAGAGGUGUUCUGUACCUGUCUGUCCAGGAGGGAGGAGGGAGGAGAGUAGAGCAGGACCAAGAGGUGUUCUGUACCUGCCUGUCCAGGAGGGAGAAGAGUAGAGCAGGACCAAGAGGUUUUCUGUACCUGCCUGUCCAGGAGGGAGAAGAGUAGAGCAGGACCAAUAGGUGUUCUGUACCUGCCUGUCCAGGAGGGUGGAGAGUAGAGCAGGACCAAGAGGUGUUCUGUACCUGUCUGUCCAGGAGGGUGGAGAGUAGAGCAGGACCAAGAGGAGUUCUGUACCUGUCUGUCCAGGAGGGGGGACAAGACCUGGUGGACCUGGAGAGCAGGGUGGCAUCAUUCUGACCCAAUGAGGUGCAGAGGCUACUGUAACUACUCUCUCUCUCUCUCUCUCUCUCUCUCUCUCUCUCUCUCUCUCUCUCUCUCUCUCUCUCUCUCUCUCUCUCUCUCUCUCUCUCUCUCUCUCUCUCUCUCUCUCUCUCUCUCUCUCU
Salvelinus fontinalis (brook trout) is the source of this 2682-nucleotide messenger RNA. RefSeq lists its product as uncharacterized. NCBI's taxonomy places the organism in Eukaryota, Metazoa, Chordata, Actinopteri, Salmoniformes, Salmonidae. The record is from RefSeq and is a predicted model, not a curated record. Bases 765 to 1772 code for a protein of 335 amino acids. The transcript has 2 exons.